AUGAAGUCCACCUUCGUUACCCCUUCACUGUUCACCUCCGUCCUUGGAGCUGCCUUGGCACCUUCAUUCGACACCAUCACGAUUCCCAUCCCUUCCCAAGGCGAAGAAUUCACCAGCACCGUCACCCCCUGCGGUACGGUCAACGGCUUCGCCGUCGUCGGCGUCCCCAACGGCACUCUCGUCGCGGGCACCACGACCAUCUUCCUGCCCCCACAAGCCUCAGCCAGCUCCGCCACCUUCAUCGACAAAGAGCUGUCCGCAACCCAAGUCAUCGAGCUCGUCCCCCUGCAGGGCUCCUGCGCGCCCUUCGAGCUCCCCACCAACACGGGCGCCUUCACCGACAUCGACCAGCUCACGGCCAUCAGCACGGGCUUCCCCACCGCCACGGCCGCGGCUGACUGCCCGCUCGGCACCAUCGCCUCGACCGUCGACGCCGCGGCACAGGGCGUCAUCGACCUGAUCAACGAGGUGACGCUGCUCUCGCAGAACCUGCAGGCACCGGCCAAGCAGAUCGGCUCGACCUUCGGCAGCGCGCAGGCCGUCCUCCAGGUCGUGAAUGGGCUGGGCAGCGUCGUGGCGGAGCUGACCAAGGGCAUCCCGAAGAUCACGGCGUUGUCGCCGUUCGAGAAGCGGCAGGACAACAACAACAAUGGCGUCAGCCCGGCUGACGACGCGACCGACGCCAUCGUCAUCGCCCUCAUCUCGUUCGUCCGCGUGCACCAGGCCCUGCUCAACAUCGUCAUCGGCCGCCGCGGCUUGCUCAGCAGCAUCCCGUUCGCUGACGCUGACGCCGCGCAGCUUGAUACCAUUGCCCAGGACGCCUCGGCCAAUGCCAACCAGCUGCUGGUGGCUAUGGGGUACCAGCAAGACGCCAGCGGCGCGGUUGUGACUGCUUCUGAGCACGAGCGUCGUGCCGGCCUUGGUGUGGCCAAGGCUGUUGCUGGUGCGUUGAGGUCGGUCGAGGUGGUUGUCGAUUCGCUGGCGUUUGCCCUCAUCGACCUGAUCCCGAGGAGGAAGGAGUGCGCGAAGCAGCAGAAGCUGUCGAUUGACGGGACGCUGAAUGAGGCGAUCGAGGCUUAUGACAACUAA
Molecule: messenger RNA, 1089 nt
Organism: Lasiodiplodia theobromae
Lineage: Eukaryota; Fungi; Ascomycota; Dothideomycetes; Botryosphaeriales; Botryosphaeriaceae
Exons: 1
Coding region: 1-1089 (362 amino acids)
Source: RefSeq, a predicted model, not a curated record